This is a messenger RNA of Episyrphus balteatus (marmalade hoverfly), 681 nucleotides long. RefSeq lists its product as uncharacterized. The coding region runs from base 1 to 681 and encodes 226 amino acids. The transcript has a single exon. NCBI's taxonomy places the organism in Eukaryota, Metazoa, Arthropoda, Insecta, Diptera, Syrphidae. The record is from RefSeq and is a predicted model, not a curated record.
AUGGUGCGUACCUUUAAGACUGCUCUUCUGGGUGACGUAUCCAAAUGUGACGAAGCUCUGUCCAUUUUUCUAUUGACGUAUCGGACAACCCCUGAUGAAAAUGGAAAAUCUCCUGCAGAGAAAUUACACGGAAGAGAACACCGAACAAAAUUUCCUGAAAAGUCAAAUAAAAAGGGUAAGAAGCAAACAACUAACAAGUUUUCUAUCAAUCAACAGGUAUUCGUGCGACAAUAUUUACCAAAGAAAAAGUGGGUACCAGCUGUGGUAAAAAAGCUACUUGGUAGACGUAUGUAUCUCGUUGAAACUGACACUGGUAUGUGGCGGCGGCAUCAAAACCAAACAAAGCCUCGUUUUGAAAAAAUAGAUGUUAGCAGCUCUGAUCAUCUCGUGAUUUCACCACAAAAUAAGCCGAGGAACGUUUUAGUGAAUGCCGAAGGAACAUCAACACAACAGACACACCAACAGGCCACCGCCGGUGAUGUUGACAUUGAAAUUUAUCCAGAAACUAGCCCACCUACAGUCGAAUUUGAUGCAACACCACCAACAGAUCCGACACCAUCAACAUCCCAGCACCCUAAUCUGUUUGACAAUAUUCCUGCUUAUGAACCAAGAAGUGAAGCAGAUGUACUUAGACGUUUUGAGCGGACUCGCAAAAAACCAGACCGGUUUACUCCAAAUUAA